UUUUUUUUUGCAGCUGGGUAAAAAAAGAAAGAAAGGGGGAAGCAAACUGGCCGAAGGGGCAACAUCGGCGGCGCGGUGCUAUGGACCUCAGGGACAAUGUCGAGACAGGGGAGACGGAAAACCACACGGAGUCCUCCUACGUGCCGAUUCCCGACGAAGUGCCGCACAAGAGGGAGCAGGAGAAGCUGUCGGGGGUCGUCAAAAACGUCCACCGAAAACUGCGCAGGAAAUACCGAGAGGUGGGCGACUUUGACAAGAUCUGGCGCGAGCACUGCAAAGAUGAGCAGACGCUGAGCGAGUACGCCCUCGCCAUGAAGAAUCUCGCCGACAACCACUGGACCAGAAACUACGAGGGAGAGGGACGCAUCGAGUGGUGCCGCAGCGUCUGUCAAGAAUAUUUCUUGGAUGGCGGGAUGAGAAGAAUGAUAGAAAAGGAUGCGAAAAGUGCCAUGCUGACCAUGAGUCUUACGACGGAGUCUGUAUGUGCCCAACCGUACAGCACCAUCCCCAGUCACGUUGUGUUUCUACUUUUUUUUUCUUUUUCCGUUUCACUCUUUUGUUGUAGUUCCAUCUCUCAGCUGGGGAAAAUGCGCCUUCUCGACGUGGGAAGCUGCUUCAACCCUUUCUUAAAGUUCGACGAGUUCCUGACAGUUGGUAUCGACAUAGUGCCCGCAGUUGAGAGCGUGUACAAGUGUGACUUCCUCAACCUCCAGCUCCAGCAGCCUCUCCAGCUGGCGAGCGACGCGGUCGAGGCCUUCCUCCGCCAGCUCCGCGACCCCAUCGACGCGCUGCCCGCCCAGCUCUUCCACGUGGCCGUCUUCUCCCUGCUCCUGUCCUACUUCCCCUCGCCGUACCAGCGCUGGAUCUGCUGCAAGAAGGCCCACGAGCUGCUGGCGCUGCACGGCCUGCUGCUCAUCAUCACGCCCGACUCCUCCCACCAGAACCGCCACGCGCUCAUGAUGCGCAGUUGGCGCGUGGCGGUGGAGUCCCUGGGCUUCAAGCGGUACAAGUACGUCAAGUACUCCCACAUGCAUCUCAUCGCCUUCCGCAAGGCGUCCCUGGCCACCACCAGCGACCUGGUGUCCCGCAACUACCCGGAGAUGCUCUACAUCCCUCAGGACUUCCACUCCAACGAGGAGGAGGAGGAGUGCGGCGACGUGCCCGUGCAGGCGCGCUCCGAGUUCGAGGACGACCAGAUGGCCUGCGGCUUCACCGAGCUGCCCGACGCGCCCUACGACUCCGACUCCGGGGAGAGCCAGAGCAGCUCGGUGCCCGGCUUCCACGAGCUAGAAGACCCCAUCCUGCUUCAGAGCUAGGCUUUAACCAGCUACACCCCCCCCCCUCUCCUUUCCUCUGCGUAACUUGUCGCCUCCCCUUCAACUGCUGCGCUGCCAAGUUCAAACCUGCUGCAUUCUUCUCCCACUUGUCCUCCCUUUCCUCAAAACAAAUGCAGUUUGCACAGUGCGAAAGUUUACAGAUUAUUUUCUCAUAUCCACCCUCCUCUGAGAGUACACACACGUACACAUAUACAAAAACACACACACGCACACAGAUGGAUAUAUUUUGAUAAAUCUAGAUUUUUUUUUUUAAAGAGUUGGAAAGUGAACACCCAUAAUAUAUCUAAACUCCCCGCUCCUUGAUUUCCACGCAAUCUUCCAAUCAGCUUUCAAUAACAAAAGUCGGCUUGUCUGCUUUCUGUACUCGGCCUCUAUUUUAAUAAGCUAGUGUCGCAGGCUGCUUGGUACAAAAGACAAAUGCAGCACCGCCAGCAGUCUUGACGGGAGUUUGAUUGCACUGGAAAGACUGAGAUGGAACGACUGGACUGGUACGCUUGCUUCUGUCGGUCAUGCAGCUCGACUCUCUGAAGAAUAUUGAUGUGCGUUUAGUUUUCCAAGACAAAAAAAAUAAGUUCCUUGUUUUGAAAUAUAUAUAUAUAUUAUAUGUAUAAAUAUAUUAUAUGUAUAAAUAUUGUAUGUAUAAAUAUGUCUUUAUAUAUAUAUUUUAUAUAUAUAUAAAUAUGUCUUUAUAUAUAUAAUAUAUAUAUAUAUAUUCUCAACAGUCAAAACGUUAGUGUUGUCCAGUGUAAAGUGUGGCAAUGCCAUUUUAACUCGCCAUUCUCUGUAUAAUUUGUGUAUCUUUUACAAGAAAGUGGUAUUUGUAGCAUUUUAAACAUUUUCUGAACCAUAAGGUAGGAGUAUUACUAGGUUUACUAAUGUGAAACUAACUUGUGUUUACUCAUUGUGUAACACGGUACAAGUGUUUCUAAGUAGGUGUUAGUUGUUUGUUUUUUCGCCUCCAUGUCGUCCUCACACAAUAUUACGACUUAAUUAUCUCCUGUUGGCUUUCCAAUACAUUUCUUGUUCUCUAGCAGAGACGUAGUACAACACUGUAAGCCAGUGGCCCAUCUCAAAAUGGACUUUAAAGCACCAGUAUCCGUUGACACAGUUUUUGUAACUUUAAUGUGAAAUUACAGUAAGUACUCUGCCUCAAAAAAAAAAGAAAAUCCAGAUCUGAAGCUCGUCACGGAAGAGAUUUGCACUAAUUUACAGUUUUUUUGUUUGUUGUCAAACCGAAAGCUCAGACGGGUGAGAAACAGUCGAUUUUUAGCAAUAGCAAAAGUGUGUGUGUUGCGCAAGUGGAUUUCCAUGCACCUGGAGAAAGUGGGACUCGAACCCUUUUUUUUAACUGAAAGAUAUCAAGUCUCUACAGGUCCAGUUCUCUUAUCAUAUUAAUGGCCGAGAAACAAUUCCAGUGUUGAUGUAAUGCAGUGUGUUCCCAUCUCGUUUUCCAGGUAACACACAUCUCUCUCUGCUUAUAUCUUCUCUGCGUUAACAGAAAAUAACACACACACUCUCAAAAAAAAACUUUCACGGUACCACACAAAUUCCGAAUUUUAAUUUUUGUGAUGAAUCGGCGCUUUUUGUCUUCCAAUGUUUCUUUAGGUGCAUUUGAGUCGUUUCAUUUUCAACAAUGCAGAACAAUGUGUGCUUAUAGUAUGGUUGUAUUUCUCUUUUAUAAAUGAAUGUAAAUGUA
Molecule: messenger RNA, 3033 nt
Organism: Pseudoliparis swirei
Lineage: Eukaryota; Metazoa; Chordata; Actinopteri; Perciformes; Liparidae
Gene: samtor
Product: base methyltransferase of 25S rRNA 2 homolog
Exons: 5
Coding region: 81-1316 (411 amino acids)
Biological process (GO): negative regulation of TORC1 signaling
Source: RefSeq, a predicted model, not a curated record